Molecule: messenger RNA, 384 nt
Organism: Batrachochytrium dendrobatidis JAM81
Lineage: Eukaryota; Fungi; Chytridiomycota; Chytridiomycetes; Rhizophydiales
Exons: 1
Coding region: 1-384 (127 amino acids)
Source: RefSeq, a predicted model, not a curated record
AUGAUACAAUCUGCUAUUGAUAAAAGUCGCACAGGAAAAGAGGCCACUCCAUUAAUAACCUUUGAGGAGACUGACCGUGAAGCACAAGAGGCUGAACAACUCCGCAUCGCGCUGGAACAAAGUCGUGUUGAUGGUUUACGUUCCGUAAACCCUUUUUGGGAAAAAGAGGAUGAACAUGUUGGAGUUUCUGAAAUAGGUGGCCAUUCAAAAACAAGCUCGUCACUAACUUUAGGUGCGGAUGCUGCUCCUUAUAUUAUUGGCGGUGGAUCGCACGGAAGCACUACUGCUAGUGGUAGUGGCUCUACUUCUUUAUUAACAUUCACUGAUGCUCCAAAUUCAAAUAGUGGCAAGAAUGUGACAUUUUCCAAGAGUGUGCAUGGUUGA